AUGGAAGGGCGCCAGUGGAAAGCAAGCUUUCGGGACAUGCCUACAGAUGGGUUCUUCAAAGCAUGGUUGGAAACCUCUAGAGCUGCAGUUCGCCAGGCUUGGGCCGACACUAGGGUUGUGCUGGACAAAGUGACAACCGUGGACUCAAAGUACUCAUUCAACAGCAACCAAAUAGCCAUCUUUGCACCAAUGUUACUUCACAAUUUGUUUUUAGCCGAAGGUCCCCCAGCCUUCAACUACGCUAGACUCGGCUCGGUUCUCGGCCACGAAAUAAUGCAUGCCUACGAUGUGCGAGGAUCACAGUUUGACGACAAUGCAGAAAAUAGGAGCUGGUUCUCACCUGAAUCAAAGAAGGAAUACAUGAAGAAAGUGCUCUGUUUGAGGAACUUCCACAAGACUGUAAAGCUGGCAAACAAUGAAGUCCUAAAUGACGAAGCAGACUCUGAGAACUUAGCUGACCUUGUGGGAACAAGAAUGGCAUACUCCGCGUUUUCGGCGCUGCACCCCUCAGAGAGAGACACCACUUUGCAUGGGGUUGCCAUGACAGCGAACCAACUCUUCUUCAUCAACUAUUGCGCCGAACAUUGCGCAACAUCUACACCACAAAUUUCAGUGGAUCUCCAUGCAGAUAGCCUCUCUCGGUGCAUCGUGCCACUGAUGAACAUGGACGAGUUUUCUGAUGCAUUCAGCUGCCCAAACGGGUCACACAUGAACCCGCCUAACAAGUGCACGUUCUGGACCUAA
Molecule: messenger RNA, 744 nt
Organism: Dermacentor andersoni
Lineage: Eukaryota; Metazoa; Arthropoda; Arachnida; Ixodida; Ixodidae
Source: RefSeq, a predicted model, not a curated record